AUGUUCUUGUUCUGGCCCUUAAUCGCUUUGUCAGUAACGUUGGUAUCAGGACUUGGUCGAAUGAAAACAAAUGAUUUACGUGCUGUAAACUUUGCGGCAGAGAUUACAGGACGUAAGCUUCUUGGGAGGGUUAUCAAGGAGACAGAAGAGGAAUCAGAAGAUGCUUGCCAGCUGCAAUGUGUAGAUGAAAGCCGUUGCCUGUCUUACAAUUUUGGACCGGCAGAAGACGGGAAAAGAUUCAAAUGUCAACUAAGCGACUCUGAUCGAUUUGCUGCAGUGGAUAAUUUCUCUCAAGAUGACGAAUUUUCCUACAGGGGAAUACAGGUAUUGUGUAAUUGGGUACAACGUAGAAAAAGAUAGGUUACAAUAGAAAGUAAAUUCUUCAGGUAGUAUUAAUUUUUUAAAAAAAAAAAAAUUCUCUGAUUCAAUGUAUACUUUACCAAUUACAGUCAUUUACACUCAGCUUUCAUUAAAAGACAUUAGCAUAUCGAUGGUUAAAUAUCUAAAGAUAAAAAUCACUCCUUCUGUGAAAAAAAUUUAACAAUUCAAGUUACGGAGCUGCCUGAGUAAUCAAUAUUCAAUUUUUAAGGCGGAUACGUUUCUAAGGAAACUUUUGUGAUGUGACGGUGGGAUAUCACAAGAUAAUUUAAUUAUAUCAACUAAGAUGAUAAUGUGAAUUGGCGGUCACAAGUUUAUUUAAGUUGGCCCCUUCACAUUACCAACUCAGUUGAAAAAAAAAGUCAUCCAACAUCUGUUUGUUGUUUUCUUGCACAAAAACGUUUUCCGAUGCACGCUGAGUGCAGCACCAACGAAAUGUUAGUAGCAAACAAUACACAAUUUGGUUGUUUGCAAAUUUCAACUUAUUUGAAUUUGAGAAUUUAACGUUCAAAUCUGUUAGCACUUGCAUUAAGUUGGCAUCUUUCAAAAUAUAGAGUUCUUGUGAGACAAGUGGUUCCAUUUGCGGCGAAAAAGGAAUCUGUAUCCCCAACUAUCAAGAUGGCAGCGCAAGAUGCAAAUGUAAAGGUGGCUUCAGAGGACCAACUUGCGGUUAGUGUUGGAGUUGUCGUAUGCAUGGUUUGGCCUUGAUAAUUUAGGAAUUCAAACAGCAAAAGACGAUUGUGGAAUAUUUUCAGCAGUAGCUCAGGAAUACUCCGAGAAAUCACCUAAAUGGCUUAGACAAAUGUUGAACCGAUGGCCUCCUGAUUAAGGAAAAGUCUCCCCAGCCCCCUCCUGAAUUUCAGGCGUAUCGUGGUAGCUGGUGGAGACUACCACUGGAAAGAGGCGUAAAACAGGAGUCUCGAACAUACCUUUUAAGCAUUCGGAAGAAACUACAAUCCUCGUGAUCAUCUUUAGAAUAACCAUUGAAAAGUUGUGUUCAUGAGUCGCGUGCCUCACUAUUCGGCAAACUUUUACAAUCCUCGGUACGGUGCAUGUCACUCGGAAAAUUAGGUUACGUUAUGUGUAUUUAUUUGUAUGCUUCUUUCUAUGUUUAUUCGUUCGUUUGUUUGCUUUUUUUUAACAUUUCAUAGCUAUAGAGCCAAACAGCUGCGCUGAACUGCUUCGACAUGGUUGGAAAUCCAGUGGCUUAUACAUCAUCAACCCAGAUGGCGGAAAACCAGUGUAAGUGUUGUGUGACAUGAAUACGGAUGGUGGAGGUUGGACCGUUUUUCAGAGACGUUUAGACGGCUCUGUAGAUUUUUUUCUAGGAUGGGAACCUUACAAAUACGGCUUUGGAAAUCCUGAUAGUGAGUUCUGGCUUGGAAACGAUAAUCUUCAUCAUUUGACAGACUCUGAUGACGUCAUGCUGAGAGUUGACCUGGAAGACUUUGAAGGUAACAUUACCUACGCCGAGUAUACUACUUUUAAGGUGGCAGACGAGGCUGAUAAGUACAGGCUUUUGAUUGGAGGAUAUUCUGGCACAGCUGGUGACUCCAUGCUUGAGAAACAACCUCUAAGGUAAAUCAAAUCUGAACGAGGCUUAAUUAACAAUUGAUUCAUAGGUCAGCGUGCGUUCAUCGAGAUAUGAAGCUCGCGGGAAGUUUGGAGAGCACGAAAGAUGCGUAAGAGUUGCUCGAGGCGUAGCCGAAACAACUCUAGCUUCUUGAGUGCUCUCUUAACUUCCCAAGUGCUUCAUAUCUCGAUGAACGCACAGCUAACGUAUGAACCAAUUGUUUUAUAACAUUUUCAACCCGAUGGAAAAUUUUUUUCUCGAAGGAUAUGUUUGCUGACGUCAUGAGUGUGCACAAUAGGAAUAUGAAGCACGCUCGCGCAAUUGAAUUUGAUUAAACAAAUUUACUAGCUAUGUUAUAAAGCGGUAUGAGCUGAGUCAGUCAACUCUUUGAACUUCUUUAACGGCUACACACUAGUGGGUGAGAUCGUGACGUAUUUCGAUCAACAGAUCUUCGGCGGUAAAGCCAUGACAAAGGGUGACUCAUACGGUUAAUGUAUGUGAUCUUUUUCUUACUCUCGUUCAUGUUUCUAGUGGGAUGCAGUUUUCGACCAAAGAUAACGAAAACGACAAAAAUCCCAAUGAUCACUGUGCUCUGAGGUUCAAAGGUGCAUGGUGGUACAACCGUUGCCAUAAUUCGAAUCUCAACGGCAUCUACCAUGGUGGGGCAUAUACCUCAUACGCCGAUGGAGUUUGCUGGGAAGGAUUCAAAGGACUUUAUUAUUCACUUAAACGCACGGAGAUGAAGCUUCGACCCCGUAUUAUGAAAAAAUAA
This is a messenger RNA of Pocillopora meandrina, 2723 nucleotides long. NCBI's taxonomy places the organism in Eukaryota, Metazoa, Cnidaria, Anthozoa, Scleractinia, Pocilloporidae. The record is from the annotation of a GenBank genome assembly.